AUGCCUCCAUUCGCCGCUGAAUCUUCCCCCGCCGCUGCCGCCCCCUUGGCCUUCAAGGUCAACAGCAAGAACGUCCAGUACACCGACUCCCACAUCGUCGCUGACUACCACUACGAGAACGCCACCGUUACCAAGGGCGUUGACGGUUCCUACAACGUCAACCCCACUUCGAUCAAGUACCAGUUCAAGACCGAAGCCAAGGUUCCCCGUGUCGGUCUCAUGAUGGUCGGCUGGGGCGGAAACAACGGAUCGACCCUGACCGCUUCCAUCAUCGCCAACCGCCGCAAGUUGACCUGGAACACCAAGGAGGGUGUCCAGGUGCCCAACUACUUUGGCUCCGUCGUCCAGGCUUCGACCUUGAAGCUCGGAGUCGAUGCCAAGGGCAACGACGUCUACAUUCCCUUCAACGACAUCCUCCCCAUGGUUCACCCCAACGACCUCGUCCUCGGCGGUUGGGAUAUCUCUGGCUUCAACCUCGCUGACUCUAUGACUCGCGCCAAGGUCCUCGAUUACGACCUCCAGCGCCAGGUCAAGGCCGAGAUGGAGACCCUCAAGCCCCUCGCCUCCGUCUACUACCCCGACUUUAUCGCCGCCAACCAGUCCGACCGCGCCGAUAACGUCAUCCCCGGCUCUGACAAGCAGGCCCACGUCGACCACAUCCGUGCCGAUAUCCGUAACUUCAAGGCCGCCAACCACCUCGACAAGGUCAUCGUCAUCUGGACCGCCAACACCGAGCGUUUCUCUUCGCUCAUCAAUGGCAUUAACGACACCGCCGACAACUUGCUCAAGGCCGUCAAGGAUUCCCACGAGGAGGUCUCGCCCUCGACCGUCUUUGCCAUCGCUUCGAUCCUCGAGAACACCCCCUUCAUCAACGGUUCCCCUCAGAACACCUUUGUCCCUGGAUGCGUCGAGCUCGCUGAGCGCCACGCCGUCUACAUUGGAGGUGAUGACUUCAAGUCUGGUCAAACCAAGGUCAAGUCCGUCAUUGUCGACUUCCUCGUCAACGCUGGUAUCAAGCCCGUCUCCAUUGCCUCGUACAAUCAUCUCGGUAACAACGAUGGCAAGAACUUGUCCGCUCCCCAGCAGUUCCGCUCCAAGGAGAUCUCCAAGUCCAACGUUGUCGACGACAUGGUCGCUGCCAACCACCUCCUCUACAAGAAGGAUGAGCAUCCCGAUCACUUGGUUGUCAUCAAGUACGUCCCCGCCGUCGGUGACUCCAAGCGUGCCUUGGACGAGUACGUCUCUGAGAUCUUCAUGGGUGGUCGUAACACCAUCUCGAUGUACAACACCUGCGAGGACUCUCUCUUGGCCUCGCCCUUGAUCUUGGACUUGGUCAUCUUGACCGAGCUCAUGACCCGUAUUGAGUACAAGACCGAGGACAUGGCCGAGUAUGCCCCCUUCAACUCUGUCCUCUCCAUCCUCUCCUACAUGCUCAAGGCCCCCAUGGUCCCCCACGGCACCCAGGUCAUCAACGCCCUCUCCAAGCAGCGCACUGCCAUGGAGAACAUCUUCCGUGCCUGUGUCGGUCUCCCUCCCCAGAACGACAUGUUGCUCGAGGCCAAGACCCAGGCUAACCGCCAGUAA
Messenger RNA from Linnemannia hyalina, 1584 nucleotides. The record is from the annotation of a GenBank genome assembly. Lineage: Eukaryota; Fungi; Mortierellomycota; Mortierellomycetes; Mortierellales; Mortierellaceae.